AUGAAAGAUUCAACCUUCGCCAUCACCACUUGUAGUAUUGCUGCCGCGAUUGGUGUUUCCCUAUUUUUCUUACGUCGAUACUUUGCUGGUAGAUAUUGCAACAGUAAGGCGAUGAUGCAUCAGAAAACUAUCAUCAUCACCGGCUGCAAUACUGGCAUCGGCAAGGAAACGGCAAUCGAUCUGGCAAAACGAGGAGCACGCGUUAUCAUGGCUUGUCGUGAUGAUCAGCGUGGAUUACAAACCGCUCAACAGGUUCGCCAGCAAAGCGGUAACAACAAUGUUACCUACAAACACUUGGAUCUUGCAUCUUUUGCUUCUAUACGUCAAUUUGCCAAUGAUAUUAUUGAUAAUGAGAAACAAAUUUCUGUACUAAUCAACAACGCAGCUGAGCUCAUG
Molecule: messenger RNA, 396 nt
Organism: Trichoplax adhaerens
Lineage: Eukaryota; Metazoa; Placozoa; Uniplacotomia; Trichoplacea; Trichoplacidae
Exons: 1
Source: RefSeq, a predicted model, not a curated record